CGGGGCGGGCGGGACCCCGCGCGGGCUGCGGAGCCUGGCAUCAUGUUCGCCGGCUUGCAAGAGCUCGGGGUGGCCAACGGGGAGGACUUGAAGGAGACGCUCACCAAUUGCAUGGAGCCCCUGAAGGCCAUCGAGCAGUUCCAGACAGAAAACGGCAUCCUGUUGCCCUCUCUUCAGUCCGCCCUCCCUUUCCUGGACCUUCAUGGCACCCCUAGGCUGGAGUUCCACCAGUCGGUGUUUGAUGAACUGCGUGAGAAGCUUCUGGAGAGGGUCUCGGCUAUUGCCGCUGAAGGAAAGGCCAAUGAAAGGUACAAAAAACUAGAAGAUCUCCUGGAGAAGAGUUUCCCUUUGGUAAAGAUGCCGUCCAUCCAGCCAGUGGUGAUGUGCGUCAUGAAACAUUUGCCCAAGGUCCCCGAAAAAAAGUUGAAGCUGGUGAUGGCCGACAAGGACCUGUAUAGAGCCUGUGCCGUGGAAGUGAAACGCCAGAUCUGGCAAGAUAACCAGGCUCUGUUCGGAGACGAGGUCUCCCCGUUGCUGAAGCAGUACAUUCUGGAGAAGGAGAACGCUUUAUUCAGCAGCGACCUCUCCGUGCUGCAGAACUUCUUCAGCCCUUCCCCUAAGACCAGGCGGCAGGGAGAGGUGGUUCAGAAGCUGACCCAGAUGAUCGGGAAGAACGUGAAGCUGUACGACAUGGUGCUUCAGUUCCUCCGGACGCUCUUCCUCCGGACGCGGAACGUCCAUUAUUGCACGCUGAGGGCAGAGCUCCUCAUGUCCCUCCACGACCUGGACAUCAGCGAGAUCUGCACGGUGGACCCCUGCCACAAGUUUACGUGGUGCCUCGACGCUUGCAUUCGGGAGAAGUUUGUCGACAACAAGCGGGCGCGGGAGCUGCAGGGCUUCCUUGACGGAGUGAAAAAGGCCCAAGAGCAAGUGCUGGGGGACCUGUCGAUGAUCUUGUGCGAUCCGUUUGCCAUCAACACCUUGGUUUUGAGCACGAUCCGGCAUUUGCAGGAGCUGAUUGGUCAAGAGGUGUUACCCAGGGAAAGCCCAGAACUCUUACUCCUUCUGAGGAUGCUGUCCCUGGGACAAGGGGCUUGGGAUGUGAUUGACAGCCAGAUCUUCAAAGAACCCAAACUGGAAGUGGAUUUGAUCACCAAAUUUCUGCCAAUGUUGAUGGCCUUCGUGGUGGACGACUACACCUUCACUGUGGAUCAGAAGCUGCCUUCGGAAGAGAAAGGUCCAGCUUCUUACCCCAGCACCAUCCCUGAGUUGUUUCCAAAAUUUCUCCAAGAACAGCGGAUCGCCUGUGAGGUGGGCCUUUACUACGUGCUCCACAUCACCAAGCAAAGGAACAAGAACGCCCUGCUUCGCUUGGUCCCAACCCUGACGGAGACCUUCAACGACCUGGCCUUUGGGGACAUUUUCCUGCACCUCUUCACAGGCAACCUCACCCUGCUGGCCGACGAAUUUGGGCAGGACGAUUUCUGCGGGGUCCUUUUCGACCGCUUCUUCCUGCCUGCCUGCCCCAGGAAGGACAACGUCCAUCGUCACCUGCUGAGGCUGCUGCUUCACCUCCAUCACAAAGUCUUCCCUGCCAGGCUGGAGUCGCUGCAGAAGGCCUUGGAACCAACCAAGCAGAGCAGCGAAGCGGUGAAAGAGCUUUACAACCAGCUGGGCGAGAAACUGGAAGUCCGCAAGCCUAGCCCCGUCCCAGAAGCUGAAGCUCCACCGAUGGAUUUGCCCCUCCCAACAGUGUCUUCUACCCCGGUUCCACCAUAGAUGCAAUCCCCACCCCCUCCUCAAUUCCCUCUGGGAGAGCCAGGCUCAUUCCUGGCGUCGGAGGGACAAAGGUUGGACACACUCAGCUUGCUUGGGACACGGUCACCUGGGCAACCUUGAACGCAGCUACUCAGAUGCCUACUCCGCAUCUCAUCCCCACGGUGUGGGUGUCUCCCAGGAAGGGUGCUGCACAAUUAAAGAUAGUGGGUUAUUGUUGUUGUUUUUUGAGGGGGGAGGAUCGCUUAGGGCAGGGGUCUCCAACCUUGCCGACUUUUAAGCCUUGUGGACUUCAACUCCCAGAAUCCCUUAGCCAGCCGGAUGCCGAAGUCCACCAGUCUUCAGUUUGCCAAGGUUGGAGACCCCCGGUUUAGGGUGUCUGGAUUAGCCCUGGAGGGGCAGGGCAGGUUUAAAUCCAGAUGUUAUUUUUGUAAAAAACAAAAACAAAAAAAUCUUGUGUGUUCUUGUGUGCCUAUAGGAAACGCACAAAACAAACGGUAGAAGGUGGGGAAUAAUUUGUUCACUCCUUUUUUGC
Molecule: messenger RNA, 2311 nt
Organism: Protobothrops mucrosquamatus (brown spotted pit viper)
Lineage: Eukaryota; Metazoa; Chordata; Lepidosauria; Squamata; Viperidae
Gene: NELFB
Product: negative elongation factor complex member B
Exons: 13
Coding region: 43-1779 (578 amino acids)
Biological process (GO): negative regulation of transcription elongation by RNA polymerase II
Cellular component (GO): NELF complex; nucleus
Source: RefSeq, a predicted model, not a curated record